UUCCAUAAUGGCUACGUUGGUGUUGUUUUCUUGCGUGAUCGGAAUAAAGUGCCCUUGCUAAGGACAGGAUUUUACCCUUUCUUGUUGCCUCAUCUCAUCAAAUGAGAGACUCAGAGGGAAGAUGAGAAGCAGGAGCAACUCUGGGGUCCGCUUGGACUACUACCAGCACCUCGUGUACAAAACUAUCCUAACUCAUCAGAAUCCUAUCACAGGCCUUUUGCCUGCCAGUAUAGACCAGAACCAUGCCUGGGUGCGUGAUAACCUGUACUGUAUCAUGGCCGUGUGGGGCCUGUCGCUGGCGUACAAGAAAACUGCCGACAUGGACGAGGACCGAGCCAAGGCGUACGAGCUGGAGCAGAGUGUGGUCAAGCUGAUGAGGGGACUGCUGCAAUGCAUGAUGAGACAGGUGGACAAACUGGAGAAGUUCAAGUACACCCAGGCCACCACGGACGCUCUUCACGCAAAGUACAACAUCACCACCUGUGGGGCUGUGGUGGGGGACAUGGAGUGGGGACAUCUGCAGAUAGACGCCACCUCCCUCUACAUACUCAUGCUCGCUCAGAUGACUGCAUCUGGUUUUCAGAUCAUUUUUACCCUGGAUGAAGUGGCCUUCAUUCAGAACUUGGUGUUCUAUGUGGAGUCAGCCUAUAGAACUCCUGACUAUGGUAUGUGGGAAAGAGGGGACAAGACCAACCAUGGCUGGCCUGAACUGAAUGCCAGCUCUAUUGGAAUGGCAAAGGCUUCUCUGGAGGCUAUAAAAGAGAUGGACCUGUUUGGUUCCCGGGGAGGACCAGCCUCUGUCAUACAUGUCAUGUCAGACGAGAUCUCACAGUGUAAGGCAAUUCUGGAAUCCAUGCUGCCAAGAGAAUCAAAAUCAAAGGAAAUAGAUGCAAGUCUUCUCAGUAUCCUGUCGUAUCCAGCCUUCGCUGUGGAGGAUGUGGACCUAAACAACCUCACAAAGAACGAGAUUAUCAGUAAACUAGAGGGUCGAUAUGGACUGUCUAGAUUCUUACGCGAUGGUUACAAGACUCCAAUGGAGGAUCCUCGUAGGUUACACUAUGAACCCUGGGAGCUGGCAGUGUUUGAGGGUAUUGAGUGUGAGUGGCCUCUGUUCUGGACAUACCUGAUCCUGGAUGGACUGUUCAAGGGAGACAAGGCACAGGUGUUGGAGUACAAGGAGAAGCUGGCAGAGGUCAUGGUCAAGGGUGAAGACGGUCUGCCUCUCAUCCCUGAACUCUACACUAUUCCUGCAGACAAGGUGGAGGCAGAACGUGAGGACCCCGGCAGUCAGGAGAGAACACCAGGAGGGAAGAUGCCUCACAUGUGGAGCCAGUCACUCUACAUCCUAGGCUGUCUCAUUCAGGAGGGAUAUCUUGCACCUGGAGAAAUUGACCCACUAAACAGACGGCUGAUUGGGCAGCCCAGACCAGACCUUGUUGUCCAAGUGUCCAUCCUAGCAGAAGACCUGUACAUUCAGGACCUGCUGAAGGAGCAUGCGAUAGACGUGCAGACCACUCAGGAGGUGGCCAACAUCAAGGUGCAGCCUGCCCGCGUCCUCUCGCACAUCUACCACCAUCUAGGUCAGAAUAAGAAGCUGGGUUUGUCAGGGCGGCCAUCUUAUGACAUCGGUCUGCUGGGUACCAGUCAGCUGUACACACUGAAGGGGCAGACCUUCGCAUUUACUCCACAGUUCAUAGACCAGCAGCAGUUCUACCUUGCUCUGGAUAACGAGCUUCUGGUGGACAUGCUGAAGACAGACCUGGCCUACCUGCGCUACAACUGGAGAAACCUGGGCCGACCCACCGUCACCUUCCCGGUCAGCCAUAACAUGCUAGCCGGGCGCGUCCUGCCCCCUCCUCUACUGAACUGUCUGCAGAAGCUGCUGGCAGGCUCCAUGGAUGGUCAGGUCAACACUACGUACUGUGACAUCCCAACCACUUUUUCAGUGACCCCCCCUCCUCCAAAACGUGGACCUAUGAGUAGUUUUGGGUCACUCUCCACUUAUUUUACCUCCAUGUUUUGCUCAUGUUCAUCAGUUGGUGGAGAGCUACCCCCUGCACUACUUGCUACCCUCCAAAAGCUCAUCAGUGGCUACACCACAGGGGUUGGGAUCCAUGUUGGGAAGUUGGAGGAGUUCAUGUCGACGUCCUGUUUCACCAGUCUGGACUUCCUGUACCUGAGCGAGGGCAGUCCAGUGUCUGAUGCAGGGGAUGAGGUGACAGAGUACCUGGACUCCCUCUUGUCUCCGACCUUCCCCAAACGUAACCUGCUCUCCACACCGCGGCUCGGCGCCAAGAGGUCAACAUCCCUCAGCAGAAAGGCCUCCUUCCGCGUCCUGGGUUCGGUCAGACGUUCACGCUCCGUUUUCGUGGACGAGCACAACCUUCCAGGUAGGAUGUUCCUACGUAGAAAACUCAGUGCGUUGGCAGAAUCAGAAUCAGAGGGAGGAUCAGCCGACAAAGAUGUUAAGGGAGACCACAUACCGGACAUCAGGCACUCCCCUAGCAUGAGUAAGCUGCGUGAAGGGUCAGGGGACAUCGACUGUGCAGAGCUGGUGGAGCAUCUGAAGGACACGUGGUCGCUCCAGGAGCAGGCUGAUGUGCUGCACUACCUGUAUAACACACAGGGUCCAGACUGGGACACCAAGAUCAACAUGAGAGAGGGUAUCACGGUGGUGAUGCUGGUAGGGGAGCUGUAUGAGAAGGCAGGGCAGCUCAAGCAGUGGUCCAUCGUACGGCACAUGGCCGGCAUGCUGAGGAAAAGGGUGGAGGACUUGGCACAGGCUGCCACGGACCUGUUAGUACGACAGAAGCAGUUGUCCGUCGGCCUGCCCCCCCAGCCCCAGGGGAGAGGACCAUCACACCCCCCUCCCCCAGAGGAACUGGCCAAGAUGAUCUACGACUCCUGUGGGGAAGACAGCAGCACUGCUGUGCUUACACAGGAGAUCCUUGUAUACCUGGCCAUGUUCAUCCGCACGGAGCCUAACCUGUUCCGAGAGAUGCUGCGUCUGCGCGUGGGGCUGAUCAUCCAGGUCAUGGUGUCAGAACUGGCCAGAACACUCAACUGUACAGGUGAAGAGGCGUCGGAACACCUGAUGAGCCUGAGCCCGUUUGACCUGAAGACCCUUCUUCACCACAUCCUGAGCGGGAAGGAGUUUGGAGUUGGGGAAGUUGAGAGAGGAGGAGGGAAGUCUCUGUCCAUCAGGAAGAUGGAGAAGGAAGAGGUCACUGGGAUGUCACGACUUCGCAAACAAGUCACGAUGUCUAAAGACAUGAUCAUAGAGCACAACGACAAGUUGCGGAAGGGCCAUGAGGAGGACCUGGAACAGUCUAUGCAGGUGGAUCGGCAGGGCCAGUGGCUUCGGAGGCGACGGCUGGACGGCGCGCUGAACCGGGUUCCUGUAGACUUCUACACCAAGAUCUGGAACGUGCUGAAAUGGUGUCAGGGAUUGUCCAUUGAAGGUCAAAUUCUGUCGUCUUCUGUCAUCAAAGAGAUGACCCCCGGGGAGCUGAACUUUGCCCUGCGCGUGGAGGGGAUCCUGAACAGCAUUCCGCAGCCGGAGUACCGGCAGCUGAUGGUGGAGGCCAUGAUGGUUCUGGCUCUGGUGGUGGACACGGACUACAAGAGGAGCCUGCGGGGCAUCAUCAUGGUGGACAAACUUGUGUCAGACGCAAACGGCAUGUUUGUCGCUGAACUGAAAUCCAUCUUCAAAGACGAAGUGGACUCAAACACUGUAGAGUUCAAAACGGGGGCUGCCAACAUCUGCACAGAUUUCUAUGACAGUGCGCCCAGCGGUCGCUUCGGUACCAUGGUCUACAUGUCCAAGGCCGUGGCUCAAACACUGGACUGUGAACCUGACAGUGUAGCAGAUUGUACCAUAGCGUAGUGUCUACACAUACAUUGUAACGUUACAUGUAGACAAGAUUGACUUGUUGCACCAUUGUGUAUAGGAUCUAUUACAUGUCCAACAACAACAACUUGCAGGACACUAAGUUAGUUAGUUAGUUAGUUAGUUAGCCUAUCCUUUUUUUUGAAAUGCCUUAGUGGGAAUAUGAUGAUGGUUGUGAGAGAAGGGGGAGGGGGCUGCAAAUUUGAAGGGGGUUGAUGAAGGAAGGACAUUAUAAUAUAAUUGUAUAAUUGUCCUUGGUUGCACAAAUAUAGACAAAGUGAAAGGAAUUCUGUCAAUAUGCUGAAGCCAGAUAUUGCAAAAUGAAAUCCCCCUUUAAUUUCUUCAUUAGACUUACUGUGUUGGAUUUGUGGAAAUUGUUUAUCUAUGUUUCAUGCUUAUCAAUGCAGCAAGUAUUAUUUUAUCAUUGGAGA
Molecule: messenger RNA, 4320 nt
Organism: Branchiostoma belcheri (Belcher's lancelet)
Lineage: Eukaryota; Metazoa; Chordata; Leptocardii; Amphioxiformes; Branchiostomatidae
Product: phosphorylase b kinase regulatory subunit alpha, skeletal muscle isoform-like
Biological process (GO): glycogen metabolic process
Cellular component (GO): phosphorylase kinase complex
Molecular function (GO): calmodulin binding
Source: RefSeq, a predicted model, not a curated record